AUGGACAGUGUUAAGUUAUCUGCCUUGCAAUCAAAUGUUAGAAUUGGAGGAAAAGGAACGCCUCGGCGUAAGAAAAAAAUUCAACAUAAGAAUACAAAUGGAGAUGAUAAAAAGUUGCAGUCGAGUUUGAAAAAAAUGAAUGCACAGUGUGUUAAUGGAGUUUCUGAUGUAAAUAUUUUUAAGGAUGAUGGUACUGUGGUUCAUUUUUCUGCACCAAAAGUAUACAUUUGUGGUUCCUCGAAUGUUCUUUCAAUCUUCGGAAAAGGCGAAGAGAAAGAGUUUUCUGAUCUCAUUCCUGAUAUUUUAACUCAUAUGGGGCGUGAUUCUCUGGCUUCUCUUCGUAAAUUAGCUGGACGAUAUGCCAAUUCUCAGAAAAUAAAGGCGGAUGAUUCUGCUGAAGAUGAUGACAUCCCAGAUCUUGUCGAGGUUUUUGAUGGACAAGAUUAG
This is a messenger RNA of Pneumocystis jirovecii RU7, 447 nucleotides long. RefSeq lists its product as uncharacterized. The transcript has 3 exons. Gene Ontology annotation, cellular component: cytosol; nascent polypeptide-associated complex. NCBI's taxonomy places the organism in Eukaryota, Fungi, Ascomycota, Pneumocystomycetes, Pneumocystales, Pneumocystaceae. The coding region runs from base 1 to 447 and encodes 148 amino acids. The record is from RefSeq and is a predicted model, not a curated record.